AUGGCUAAUGAUAGAAGAAAAAUACCAGGUUGUUAUUGCCUUAAACAAGAAUUGUAUUGGCAGCAACGAAAGAAAGAUCAAUGCAAAAGGAAAAGACAAACAUUCGUAUAUAAACCGGAGGAGGAAAUGUGGCAUGAACCAUAUUUAAGAGACUUACGAAAUGAGUUUUCAGCUAUAUCUAUUCCCUGUGAUUCAAAGAUCGAAAUGCCAUGGAAGGAUAUUGUGUUACCAGCAGCCGGCAUGAAAAUUCGUCAAGAAGUUUCACUUACUCCACUGAGUGAUCGUAAUGGACAAAUGGAUGAUAAAGACGGUGGAAAAGAACCAGCAGAAAAGGAAUCUAUGGGAACUAUGAGUCUACCAUGGAAAGAUUUAAUCAUUACUGAAACGGUUCCAUCAAAACAGGAUCAUCCUGACAGUUGUGAUUCUACGUUGGAAAUUCCGUGGAAUGAUCUUGUACUCGAAAAACCAAUAGAUAUACAACCAGUGCAGGAAGAGGCUUGUGUUACUGACGAUGUUGAGAUUCCAUGGAAUGACAUUUUAGUACCACGAAAUAUUGUGAUUGAAUCACAAAAAAAGAAGCAUCCUUCCUCAAAGUAUCCACCUCGUUCGAUAGCAAAAAAUGAUUUUAAAUAUUGUGUUAAUGUUGCACGCAGAACUCACUAUACAACUUGUAAAUAA
Messenger RNA from Eufriesea mexicana, 678 nucleotides. RefSeq lists its product as uncharacterized. Bases 1 to 678 code for a protein of 225 amino acids. The transcript has a single exon. The record is from RefSeq and is a predicted model, not a curated record. NCBI's taxonomy places the organism in Eukaryota, Metazoa, Arthropoda, Insecta, Hymenoptera, Apidae.